CUCCCCCUGCGCUCCCCUCCCCCCCCCGCGCCCCCCGCGCCCCGGCCCCGCCCGCCCCCGCGGACCUGCCCGCACCGAGCCGAGCCCGGGGACGCCCGCGUGGGCUGGGGGAUCCCUGCGCCCUCCGCGCCCUCCGACGCCGGCCCACGCGCGGGCACCUGUGGCCUCGGGCCCCCGCGCGUCCUGCGGGAGGCCGGUCCUGCCCGCGUCCCGGGAGCGCGGAGGCCCCGCCCCCACCGCCCCGAUGUCUCCCGCGGCGCCCCUGGGGACCCCCCCGCGGCCAGGGGCCGACUCCAGACACAGAAGUCCGCCCUAGGGAGCCUGGGGGGCCCCCCGACCUCCCCUGGGGCUUGGCCCCCGACGCUGCUCGGAAGGAAGGCCGGCGCCCCCCGCAGGGGGCUGCCCUUCCCCGUCCGUCCGGCUCCGUUCGCGGAGCUGCCCAGCCUGGACCCCCUCCACAUCCACAUCUGGAAGACCCACCCCAGCCACGGCCCUCUGCAGGUGUCAGCCGCUCGCGGAGACCUCUGCCUUUGCAACUGCCCAGGAGUUGUGAGGGAUUACGGCCGCCUUCCCCCAUCCCAAGGGCAUCUCUUACCCCGAGGCCCUGCAGAGUCAUCCCCCCUGUCUCUGUGUCUGGGCUCAGCCAGAGAUCGGCUCGGCGUCGUCUCCUCUUCGUCCUCGCUUCAAGUCCUGGAGACCACUCCUGAGACCCAAGGCCCUCCCCCUGUUCUCCUGUGUCUUCACCUCGAUCCCCUCUGUCAUCCUCUGUCGUCCUCGGCGUGUCCCAUUCCCCGCCCAGAGGCAGAGGAGGCGGCGGGGCAGGGGGCAGGGGCUGGGUGAGGGCCACCCAGGGCCAGGGUGGGCUGGCGGGCCGUUAAGAUGUGGAGCUGUGCCUGGCUGAGGGGGGCUCUGUGGAGGCAGACGCAGCGAGUGCCCGGCUGGGGGGAAUAUGGGCAGGCCUGCAGCGACGUGGUAAAGGAUGAACAUUCGGGGCACCCCGGACCUCGGGCAGCCCAGUGACGACCCCAGCAGUGGUGGCCAGCGGGAGCGGAUUCGACAGCGCAUGAAGAUGGUCAUCGGGCAGCUCGAGGGCAUUCUGCAGGAACUCAAGGAGGUGGCCAAGGAGCUCAGGGAGGUGGUGAGCCAGAUCGAUAAGCUAACCUCAGACUUCGACUUCGAACUGGAGCCAGACGACUGGACCACAGCCACUGUGAGCAGCACCUCCAGCAGCGACAAGGCGGGCGUGGGCGGCCCCUUCGACCUGGGCCACCUGGACCUCGUCACGGCCGACAUCCUCUCGGACAGCUGGGAGUUCUGCUCCUUCCUGGACACGUCCACCCCCUCGGACUCUGUGGACGGCGCCGAGCCCUCACGGCCGGGGGCUGGCCCCGACUACCGGCUCAUGAACGGCGGCACGCCCGUCCCCAACGGGCCCCGGGUGGAGACCCCGGACUCCUCCAGCGAGGAGGCCUUCAGCGGCGGCCCGGCCAAGGGCCAGCCCCAGCGGACCCCAGGCACCCGCGAGAGGGUGCGCUUCAGCGACAAAGUGCUCUACCACGCCCUGUGCUGUGACGACGAGGAGGCGGACAGCGGGGCGGCGGCCGAGGCGGGCCUGUCCCCAGAGCCCCCCCGCCCCGAGGCCCCGGUGGGCGCCCCCAAGCCCCCGCCCGCCCCCUGCAAGCCCAGGCGCCCUCCGCUGACCAGCUGCCGCCAGGGCCCCGCCGCCCCCGAGCAGACCCGGAGGGUCACAAGGAACAGUAGCACCCAGACGGUGUCCGACAAAAGCACUCAGACGUUGCUGCCCUACACGGCUGCCAAACAGAAGGCCAAGGGGAAAAACUAGGGGCUUGGGAGGGGCCCGGGGGGCAGUGGGCACAUAGAGCUAUAAAUAUAUAUAUAUA
Molecule: messenger RNA, 1901 nt
Organism: Nyctereutes procyonoides (raccoon dog)
Lineage: Eukaryota; Metazoa; Chordata; Mammalia; Carnivora; Canidae
Gene: INSYN1
Product: inhibitory synaptic factor 1
Exons: 3
Coding region: 980-1843 (287 amino acids)
Biological process (GO): inhibitory postsynaptic potential
Cellular component (GO): postsynaptic density
Source: RefSeq, a predicted model, not a curated record